ACAUGUCAGCUGCCACUAAUAAUAAGGAGUACCCGUACCCGUAGUACGCGAUAUCCGCACUCUCUGUUGCUUUUGGCUGGCAGCACAUGUACUCCGUACGCUCGGGCACUUGUCGUGCAAUGUUGCGUCGCGCCCAGAAUGACGCACCCCUGGACUCGACAUUAAUAAACUCCACUCAACGGUGCUGACCAGGCAGCCAGCUUGUUCAAAGCUGUACCAGAAUGCGCCCUCUACCUUUUGUCCCAACUGCCACCGACAACCAUUAGCUUGAAUCCCGAACCACUCAGUCUUUAUCCGCCCCUGGUUCGAUGUUCCACAAGAGGCGGGAGCCACCAGCAACAUGGGGUCGGUGAUGUCGGUGUUUAUAGGCAUCUGGGGCGUGAUAGUCGAGAUCAUUGAUUUCUGGCGCAGGCGAUUCCUAGAAUGGUACCGCCGCAGAGCCCCGACCGAGCUGUGGCUCGACGUCCUCCGCCAUGCCGAGAUGUACGAGGAGUGGGAGGAGGCCGCCCUCCACCUGGAUAACCUGCUGGGCCUCGACUUGUGGCGCUACAACCAGGUGUCACGGUACUACGACUACCGCCUCAUCAAUGAGCGCCUCGACAGUCUUGCCCUGGCAAGGGAGGACCAGGACAUCCACGCGCUGGUGAACCUCCUCCGCUCCGGUCUGGUGCGCAACCUCGGCAACAUCACCGCCACAAAGCUCUACAACCGCAGCUUCGCCGGCUCCAAGUUCCUCAUCGAGGAGUACAUCACGCAGGUGGCAGAGGCCAUAGAGUUCGUCAGCACCCUGCCGGCCGUCCCACCGAGCGGCGUCGGCCUCCUCGGGAGCAACCCCUCGUCUGGGAACAUAGCUGGCCAGGCACCUUUGCCCACAACACAGCCGCAGCCGCAGGCCCAGGCCCCGGCCCCGGCGACGCCCGCCGUCCACUUCAGCGACAACAGCUCCACCACCCCCGGCAGCAACGUCAGCAAUGGCAGCAGCGCCGUCGCCGCUAACAUAAAGGCCCCGAUGACCAUGUCAAACCAGAUGAAGCUGGACUUUGUGCAUGACACCAGGCAGGCCUUUGGGCGGAGCACGCUCGUCCUGCAGGGCGGCGCCAUCUUUGGCCUCUGCCACCUGGGCGUCGUCAAGGCUCUCUUCCUGCGUGGCCUGCUCCCCCGCAUCAUCACCGGCACCGCGACGGGAGCCCUGAUCGCGGCGCUGGUGGCUAUCCACAAGGAGGAGGAGCUACCUGCGGUCCUCAAGGGCGAUGGCAUUGACCUGAGUGCCUUCGCGACAAAGAACAGGGCGCAGUCGGGCUCAUCUAGGUGGGAGACGCUGCUCCGUCGGUUCAAGAGGUUCUACCGGGAGGGUUACUUCCUUGACGUCAAGGUGCUCGAGGAGUGUGUGCGUGCCAACGUUGGCGAUCUCACGUUUGAGGAGGCGUAUGUUAGGAGUAAGAGGGUUUUGAAUAUCACCGUGGCAGCGACCGGCCAGGGUGGCAUCCCCACGCUGCUCAACUAUCUGACCGCGCCGAACGUGUUGAUAUGGACGGCUGCGGUAGCCUCCAACGCUUCUACACCAACAUUCUAUGGUCACCGAGAGACCACCAUCCUAUGCAAGGACCAAGACGGAAAGAUUGUCCCCUGGGCCCCUGCUAACACCAUCGACUUCCGCCAUUGGACACACGUAUCUUAUUCUGACCGGGACUCGCCCUUGAUGCGUGUAGCGGAACUGUUCAACGUCAACCACUUUAUCGUUUCACAAGCCCGCCCCUAUCUCAUCCCUUUCCUACAAUCAGACAUGCACGGGCCAUCACAACAUGAGACUCGCAGUAAAACAACAUCCAUCACCGCGUUCCUGGUCAGAAUGGUCGGCCUCGAGGUUAGGCACAGGCUCAGACAGCUUGAUACGCUGGGACUUCUGCCGACUGGCAUCAGGCGGUUCCUGGUUGACGAGCGCAUCCCUGGCGCCAGCGUGAUGCUGGUACCCGAGGUCACGGCCGGGGACUUUAUCAGGCUCCUAGAGACACCAACAAGAGAGACGCUCGAUUAUUGGAUACUGAGGGGCGAGAGGAGCGUCUGGCCGGCAGUCGCGGCGCUCAAGAUCCGCUGUGCCAUCGAGACGGAGCUGGAUCGCGCGUACCAAAUGGCAAGGAGGCUAAAGGCCGGAGGGUUGAGGCGCAAGUCGAGCAUCUCCGUCAACAUAGCGGGUGGCGGCAAGGAGAAGAAGCAUCGAGCCAAUAGCGUGGGUUCGAGAAACUGAGACUGCGGCAUGGACACUGCCACACAAUAUCGUAACCGACGGAGUGGCGCUGGCAUUUUAUCUUUUCGGCAACCGAAUAUCAAAAUGGCACUAUAGCGUGGCACAUUUCUAAGAAUAUUAUUGUAAGUGUGUAUUGCUAUGGAAUAAGAGUAAUUGAUUGCACCUUCGGGCUCAAGACUUUGAUGGCAGUACAGAUCAUGCCUUAUCCAGAAUACAUGGGCUCACAAAGAUCAUCCCGGCACGCUUGCUAAAAUGAGAAUACACUUUGACUCCGAAAGAGAGGAGGCGUCAGCUUGAUCAACACAACGCCUCGGUGGAGCCAUCUUCGUCUGUAAUGAUCAGGAUCCCGGCCUUGUCGCCCCUAUUCAUCUCGAGCCUGUCGACAACGGCCUGGAAGAAAUCGAGACUCUUGGGUUUGUGGCCCGUACCAUACCUAAUAAGCCAAUGACUUGCGGGACGGACUCUGGAAGAUUAAAUGUCGCCGAGGGACAUAGACAUCAAUGAUAGAAGCUGGCACUGACUGUCGGCCGUUGAUCAGUA
Diaporthe batatas is the source of this 2785-nucleotide messenger RNA. RefSeq lists its product as uncharacterized. Gene Ontology annotation, molecular function: triacylglycerol lipase activity. The transcript has 3 exons. The coding region runs from base 341 to 2245 and encodes 634 amino acids. Gene Ontology annotation, biological process: lipid metabolic process. NCBI's taxonomy places the organism in Eukaryota, Fungi, Ascomycota, Sordariomycetes, Diaporthales, Diaporthaceae. The record is from RefSeq and is a predicted model, not a curated record.